This is a messenger RNA of Colias croceus (clouded yellow), 1496 nucleotides long. RefSeq names its product tryptophan 2,3-dioxygenase (gene vermilion). The transcript is spliced from 10 exons. Bases 110 to 1285 code for a protein of 391 amino acids. Lineage: Eukaryota; Metazoa; Arthropoda; Insecta; Lepidoptera; Pieridae. The record is from RefSeq and is a predicted model, not a curated record. Gene Ontology annotation, molecular function: L-tryptophan 2,3-dioxygenase activity; heme binding; metal ion binding.
UGCUUACUCUGUGGUCAGUUCAAAUUGGUCGCGUGAAACGAAGGCGCGUAUUUCGCGCGUUUAGUUAUUUUGAAAAGUGCAUUGAAUUUAUUUAUUUAUUUUGAAAAAAAUGGCGUGUCCUAUGAGAUCAGCAAUAGAAGACAUAGGGCAGGAUGGCAAUCACCUUGGCAACGAGGCUGGUAUGCUUUAUGGAGAAUAUCUGAUGCUGGACAAGCUUCUAGAUGCACAGCGGAUGCUCAGCGCAGAGACUUCUAAACCAGUGCAUGAUGAACAUCUUUUUAUUGUUACACAUCAAGCAUACGAACUAUGGUUCAAGCAGAUUAUCUUCGAAGUGGACUCAGUGCGGUCCCUGCUAAAUGUGGAAGGGCUGGAUGAAAGCCACACUAUGGAGAUUUUGAAGAGGUUGAACAGGGUCGUGCUUAUAUUGAAGCUGCUCGUAGACCAAGUUAUGAUAUUGGAAACUAUGACGCCUCUUGACUUUAUGGACUUCAGACAGUACCUGCGUCCCGCGUCUGGAUUUCAGAGUUUACAAUUUAGAUUACUAGAAAACAAGCUGGGUUUAAAACAAGCAUUACGUGUGAAAUAUAACCAGAAUUAUCAAACAGUCUUCGGAGAUGAUCCAGAAGCAAUGGAGGCGUUAAAAAAAUCAGAAGACGAACCAGCAUUACUAGCCCUUAUAGAACGUUGGUUGGAACGUACGCCUGGUCUCAAUACUCACGGGUUCAAUUUCUGGGGGAAAUUCGAGGCAGUUGUCAACAAAAUGCUGGAAGAUGAUAUUGAGGAAGCUAUGCGUGAGCCAGCUGAAGUGGUGCGUCAUCACCGUCUCCAAGACAUCGAGAACCGGCGGGAGAUCUACCGCUCGAUCUUUGAUCCAACUGUACAUGAUGCACUACGAUCUAGGGGGGAAAGAAGGUUAUCCCACAAAGCGCUUCAAGGCGCUAUAAUGAUAACGUUCUAUAGAGACGAGCCUCGCUUCUCUCAACCACAUCAGCUGCUAACUCUGCUUAUGGAUAUGGACAGUCUUAUUACAAAAUGGCGAUAUAAUCACGUUAUAAUGGUACAGCGUAUGAUCGGCUCUCAGCAGCUCGGGACCGGCGGUUCCUCUGGCUAUCAAUACUUACGGUCUACUUUGAGCGACCGCUACAAAGUAUUCCUGGAUCUGUUCAACUUAUCAACAUUUUUACUCCCACGGUCUCUAAUCCCCCCUCUCGAUGACGGGAUGAAGAGGGACCUUAACCUCACAUGGGGAGACCAGGGGAGGGAGAAUGAGCAAAAUGGAUCUUGAUAGAAGUUAAAAUAAUAAAUAAUAGAGAUUAAAAUAACUAAAAUAAUCAUGAAUUGCAAUAAGGAACUUAGAAUUAAUUAUUCUGAGUUACUUUUCUUUGAGUAAGGCUACUUUUCAGGUUUUAUAUGUAUGUUUUUUUAUGUUUUUCAAGAAUGUAAGAGUGCAUUUUUUGUGAUUAAUUUAAUUUUCAAUUGAAUCAAUCUUAUAUCAA